Molecule: messenger RNA, 258 nt
Organism: Thelazia callipaeda (thelaziosis nematode)
Lineage: Eukaryota; Metazoa; Nematoda; Chromadorea; Rhabditida; Thelaziidae
Source: the annotation of a GenBank genome assembly
AUGUUCAAUUUCUGCUUAGGAAAUGUUGGAUUUUGCAAUGGUAUUGGUGGGAUUUCAUCGAGAUAUCAGAGCUACUGUACAUUACCUCGACCAGAACAAACUGAUUUUGAUCAGCGUUCAAACUACGGUAAUGAAAUUAGCCAAAUGGCUAAGCAUAUCAACCAGUUAUAUGGCUCUUACAAUACGCAGCAACUUCAGCAGCCAUCAGUGAAUGCUAAUACUAUCGUAGCAAAACAGGUAAGGGAAAAAAAUUUUUAA